Molecule: messenger RNA, 1199 nt
Organism: Desarmillaria tabescens
Lineage: Eukaryota; Fungi; Basidiomycota; Agaricomycetes; Agaricales; Physalacriaceae
Exons: 5
Coding region: 248-1096 (282 amino acids)
Source: RefSeq, a predicted model, not a curated record
CAAGUCACAAGUGAAUAUCUCGAGAUAUAUACGUUCUCUUGAAUAGCCACGAGUGGCCUUCACAGCAUUACCUGUCUCAGGGUCUAACUAAGGAAAGUGGACGGUGACGGUUUGCUUCGUCCGGCAGUUGGCGUGAUCUCGCUCUUCCUUCGGCAAAUUGUUAGGUUACCGUUAGCCAGACCUCAUCAUGGCUUCCUUCCUGAACUGCCCUGAGUCCGAUACGGGCUGCUUAUACCCGUCUUAGAAAAUGCACGAUGACUUUUUCAGGCUGUUGUUAUACCGCAUGAUCGAGAUGGUGUCUCGAUCAAGGUCCACUUCUAGAUGGAGUACAGCUACAUCCAGAUGUUUACACAACUCUCUGCGCAACCCUGUAGUGCUAUUUAAGCUACAGACUCGUCUUCUCUCUUAUCCUUUCUCAAGCUAUGGCGAUGCAUCCACCACAGUCCACGACGCCGCCGUUCGAUACACCUAUCAAAAGACCUGGCAGGGCCUUGAUAGCUUGCACGCAUUGUCGGAAACGCAAGAUCAAGUGUCAAGCGAAGACCCUGACAGGUCGCAUAACAGCCCUUGCGAGCGAUGCACAAAAAAGCAUUUGAAAUGCGAAUAUGUCCCUGUGGACGGGUCGGCUCCAGCGACGUCGCCUUCCCCUCCAGCCAUAGCUCAUACCCACUGGCCCAAUAAUCCCUGUACUCCCACCAUCCAGCCGAACAGCGCGCCUGGAUAUCCACAAUCUAACAUGGUCCGCCCUGAGGCUGUUCCGUCACCGUACAUCUCUCAUAAUAACCCCAACCAUACGGAAUUCCGUUUGGGCUAUGAACAUCCCUCCUACUACCAGUCCGGAAACACAGGCAGAGACAUGGGGGUGUUCGCGUCCGACUCUUGGCCGCGCCCCCGCUUCUACCCAAACGAGAUGGAUGUCUACAUGGAUCCUGGCGCAGCUGCAUACAACCAGGGGCUUCUGUUCACGCCCGGCGUCGAGCACAGGUGGUCGUCUGGUGUUAAUGGACACGGUAACUCUUAUGUGGCCGAGACACAUCGGAGACAUAAUUGCCAGGGAGAACGAUGUGUCGGCUGCAACAUCACCCAUCACGGGUGAUUGAACCUGACAGCUUUAUCUUGUUUAUCUUUAAGAACCCUUCUCUACUUCGUGAUAAACCCAUUCCAACAUUGUAUUGAUAAAGGGCUGAUUCUUGUUACUU